AUUGCAACUCUAGAUAGUCCUAGCAACUGAUCCAACACCCAACAAUAUGACUCCGAACAACUAGUGGCCAUCCCAGCCUUAUAGAAUCAUCGCGAAUCCGAUCCACCGCACCGUAAUUACCCGGCAGAUCUUGGUUUGAUUGCGUGAUGUCACCCACAUCAAGAGAUCGUCCUGGCUGCAGACUUUCAUCUCAUCUCAUCGAGCUUGAGUGCCGGUUUGGCAUGGGGAUAUCCGAUAUCGAGCUACGGGCAGCAUUUGGAUGGCUAUGGCGACCUGUGCCACAACGCCUCCUCGUACUAGCGCUCGUCCCGUCUCACAGCCUCAUGGUGCCAGCAGUUGCCACGGAGAUCCGCAGUAACCGCACAAGCUUCGCUUCAAUUUUGCUGGACUGGAGAGACCAAGACUAUUAGAUAACCUAGUCAGACUGUUUCAUUGCUCCCGUGACUUCUGCCUUGACUUCUAGGUUCACCUGACCCAGACCAAGACAGUCAUCAAACUAGCCGCAGUGUAGGUACGGA
Aspergillus heteromorphus CBS 117.55 is the source of this 518-nucleotide messenger RNA. RefSeq lists its product as uncharacterized. Lineage: Eukaryota; Fungi; Ascomycota; Eurotiomycetes; Eurotiales; Aspergillaceae. The record is from RefSeq and is a predicted model, not a curated record. The transcript has a single exon. Bases 147 to 410 code for a protein of 87 amino acids.